AUGGACAACUCCUCAAACGUCCACCUGCCCGAUUCCAGAAUGACCUCCAAGGAGGAGACUGAGAGGGGAGCCGUGGUUCCUCCCAGGAGUCACCGGCAAAGGCCGUCGAAGGCAGGCCGGGCCCCAGAGGGAAGGAAAGAGAAGCCUCGGAAAGAGAAGCCAAAGACAAACGACGUGAAGGCCGAACAGGAGGUGGAGGUGAAGUUGAAAUCAACUGUGGUGGACAUAGACAGAGUGAGGGAUGAUGAGGUCAAGGAGGAGAACAUGGUGCUCCUGGAGGCAGCAGAGCAGGAAGAUGGUUUGAGGCGCAUGGACCUGGGAGUGUUUGAGUGGCUGCUGAUGGCCCUCGCAUUGGCUCUGGUUCUCCUCUUCCUCCCUCUGUCCAUUUGGUUCUGUUUCAAAGUAGUUAGAGAGCACGAGAGGGCUGUGAUCUUCAGACUCGGCCACCUACUGCGUGAAAGACCCAGAGGCCCAGGUCUUCUUUUCUAUCUCCCUCUCCUUGAUGUUUGUCACAAGGUUGACAUCCGACUGAAGAUGCUGAAGGUUCCUCAUCACACGGUGGUGACAAAGGACUUGGUGAGGCCAGAGCUGAGCGCCGUGUGUUAUUACCAGAUCGAGAACGUGGCUCUGUGCUGCACGGCCCUGUCCAGUCUGACCACGGUUCUGCAGACUCUGGUCCAGGCAGCAGUCAGAGACGUUCUCGCCCAACACACUUUCAGCCACAUCCUACAGCACAGGAGGAGGAUCGCUCAGCAGAUACAAGCUGCUGUUGACUCUGUCGCCUGUCGCUGGGGCAUCCGAGUGGAGAGAGCAGACAUAGACGAGCUCAGUUUUCCUGUGGAGUUACAACAGAGUCUGGCUGCUGAGGCCGAGGCCAAGAGACAACAACAGGCCAGAGUAAAAGCAACAGAAGUGGAAUCAGCUGCCUGGGAGGGGUUCAGGGCCUCCUUCCGUCACCUCCAUCCAGCCCUGGUCCUUCCAUUCCCCCCAGAUCUCCUCAGUGUGACCUCUGACUCCUCAUCUCUACCUCCUCCUCCGCCUCCUCCUGCUGUGGAGGAAGAAGGGACAAUGACAGAGGGGGAGCGGGAAACAGACUCACCAAUGAUGUGA
Messenger RNA from Pleuronectes platessa (European plaice), 1110 nucleotides. It is a transcript of the gene nphs2, whose product is annotated as NPHS2 stomatin family member, podocin. The transcript has 7 exons. The coding region runs from base 1 to 1110 and encodes 369 amino acids. Gene Ontology annotation, cellular component: plasma membrane. Lineage: Eukaryota; Metazoa; Chordata; Actinopteri; Pleuronectiformes; Pleuronectidae. The record is from RefSeq and is a predicted model, not a curated record.